Salvelinus namaycush (lake trout) is the source of this 398-nucleotide messenger RNA. RefSeq names its product membrane-associated guanylate kinase, WW and PDZ domain-containing protein 3-like. Gene Ontology annotation, biological process: signal transduction. Gene Ontology annotation, molecular function: protein binding. Lineage: Eukaryota; Metazoa; Chordata; Actinopteri; Salmoniformes; Salmonidae. Gene Ontology annotation, cellular component: cytoplasm. The record is from RefSeq and is a predicted model, not a curated record. The transcript is spliced from 4 exons. Bases 24 to 383 code for a protein of 119 amino acids.
GACUUAACACCAACUCCUCUAGUAUGUCAGAAGGCCCAGAGUUAGACGCUGGUGGCAGGACAAGAAAAGGCCACAGAGGGAGGCCCAAGCAGCAGGACCAGCGUUACUAUAGUGUAGACCUAGAAAGAGGUCCUACAGGUUUUGGCUUCAGUCUGCGGGGGGGCAGUGAGUACAACAUGGGCCUGUAUGUCCUGGGACUGAUGGAGGGAGGACCUGCCUCGCACAGCCACAAGAUACAGGUGAGCGACCAGCUGGUGGAGAUAAAUGGUGACAAUACAACAGGAAUGACCCACAGCCAGGCCGUAGAGCAGAUAAGAAGAGGAGGACAUCGUAUACACCUGGUACUGAAGAAAGGAAACGGAUACGUCCCAGGACUAUGGUAAGUGACAGGGAAGGGA